Molecule: messenger RNA, 914 nt
Organism: Phlebotomus argentipes
Lineage: Eukaryota; Metazoa; Arthropoda; Insecta; Diptera; Psychodidae
Exons: 3
Coding region: 56-820 (254 amino acids)
Cellular component (GO): nucleus
Molecular function (GO): sequence-specific DNA binding; zinc ion binding
Source: RefSeq, a predicted model, not a curated record
AUACAAGGCACAAAAAGCAUAUUUCUUUUGCGAUUUUGAGUGUGGAUUUCCCACCAUGUCAAAAAGAUGCUGCGCCAAGACGUGCUUCAACUCGCAAGUGAAUGACAAAUCGGGCAAAACAUCCUACUUUGGCGUCCCCAAAUACGAGGAAUACGCCCACAAGUGGCUCACGGCAGCCGGCCGCGAGGAUCUACUCUCCAAGCCACUCAUCAAGCUGGUGAAGUACUUCAUCUGCUCUGACCAUUUCGAACCGCACUGUUUCUAUCCCGGAUCCAAGAAGACGAUACUGCGGAAGCAAACACACCCUCUGGAAAUCCCCAUUCCCACAAUCUUCAAGUCAAACAUCGAGAAAUUCGUCCCGAAGGCGCUGCUAAACAGUCCGGAAGCAUCGAGUAGAGAUGAAACUGAGACAGAAGCAUCAUCGAAACUCACCAAGAUGAAAGUCCUGAAUGAGAAGAUGUUCAUUGCCGAGGAAGAUCAUCUGGAAGACACCAAUCCGGACAUGGUGGAUUUUGAAAUGCUGGAAGAAGAGAACUUGGUGAAGGACGAAGAAGAUGCAGAGGAGGAAAAAGAUGUAUUUGCCAAUGUGUGUCGUCUGUGCAGUAAAAAGAUCGAGACGAAUGCGUCCAUUCAGUUGGUGCCGAUCUUCAGGCGAAAGGACAUUGUUAAGAUGCUGAAUGUAAUUUUGCCAAAUGUGAUCCAGCAAGACGACGGAUGGCCGCAGGACAUUUGUGACCUGUGCAUAGAAAAAGUGAAAUUGUGCGACAGUCUUAUUAAUUCCUUCGUUAACGCCCAGGAAAAUUUUUUGCACAUGAGUUGAUAAAGCUCACGAAGAGUCGGAAGACUUUUGGAUCUCAAGCAUGGUAAAAUUUUUCCACACUUUAUUAUAUCAGUGAUUAAUAUAAAUUGUACAU